Pan troglodytes (chimpanzee) is the source of this 2814-nucleotide messenger RNA. RefSeq names its product polo like kinase 1 (gene PLK1). Bases 271 to 2511 code for a protein of 746 amino acids. Lineage: Eukaryota; Metazoa; Chordata; Mammalia; Primates; Hominidae. The transcript has 11 exons. Gene Ontology annotation, cellular component: kinetochore; spindle pole; cytoplasm. Gene Ontology annotation, molecular function: protein binding; ATP binding; protein serine/threonine kinase activity. The record is from RefSeq and is a predicted model, not a curated record. Gene Ontology annotation, biological process: protein phosphorylation; mitotic spindle organization.
CAGGGUUGCCACUCAAGUACCUACAGAACAAACGGGUGUAGCUGGAAACUGUGGCAAACUGAAAGCAUGUAGGCACGGAGCCCUGGGAAAUUCAGUAGCGAGCAGACCAGACAGCUUCGUUGCAUCAUGGGGGCUCUGGUACUGUGCUUCUCCAACUUCAGGAUGUGUAGGAAUCACCUGAGCAGUCUUGUUGAGAGGCGGACACUGACUCGGGAGGUCUGCGGUAGGGCCUGAACGUUUGCCUUUGCGGUUCUAACAAGCUCUCAGGUGAUGGCGAUGCUACUGUUCCCUGGCCCCGAGGUGGAGGAAGAUUUAAGUAAAAGCUUCCUGGAGGAGGCGCAAGUGAACCGCAGGAGCUUUCCCGGACGCCCGAGAAAGGGAGAAACCCCGAAGGAAUUCCUCCUCUCUCGGGGCUGGGUCUCCGCAUCCACGCCGGGUUUGGUUUCCCAGGCUAUCCCACGUGUUCUGGCGUCCGUGUCAAUCAGGUUUUCCCCGGCUGGGUCCGGGUUUAAAGGCUGCUGCUGCGCAGGGCGCUCCCAUGGUGCCGCGCGGCGGGCGGGUUUGGAUUUUAAAUCCCCGCGGCCAAUCAGUGGCGCGCAGGCUUUUGUAACGUUCCCAGCGCCGCGUUUGAAUUCGGGGAGGAGCGGAGCGGUGCGGAGCUUCUGCUCGGAUCCAGGUCUGCAGAGCAGCUUCGGGAGCAUGAGUGCGGCAGUGACUGCAGGGAAGCUGGCACGGGCACCGGCCGACCCUGGGAAAGCCGGGGUCCCCGGAGUUGCAGCUCCCGGAGCUCCGGCGGCGGCUCCACCAGCGAAAGAGAUCCCAGAGGUCCUAGUGGACCCACGCAGCCGGCGGCGCUAUGUGCGGGGCCGCUUUUUGGGCAAGGGCGGCUUUGCCAAGUGCUUCGAGAUCUCGGACGCGGACACGAAGGAGGUGUUCGCGGGCAAGAUUGUGCCUAAGUCUCUGCUUCUCAAGCCGCACCAGAGGGAGAAGAUGUCCAUGGAAAUAUCCAUUCACCGCAGCCUCGCCCACCAGCACGUCGUAGGAUUCCACGGCUUUUUCGAGGACAACGACUUCGUGUUCGUGGUGUUGGAGCUCUGCCGCCGGAGGUCUCUCCUGGAGCUGCACAAGAGGAGGAAAGCGCUGACUGAGCCUGAGGCCCGAUACUACCUACGGCAAAUUGUGCUUGGCUGCCAGUACCUGCACCGAAACCGAGUUAUUCACCGAGACCUCAAGCUGGGCAACCUUUUCCUGAAUGAAGAUCUGGAGGUGAAAAUAGGGGAUUUUGGACUGGCAACCAAAGUCGAAUAUGACGGGGAGAGGAAGAAGACCCUGUGUGGGACUCCUAAUUACAUAGCUCCCGAGGUGCUGAGCAAGAAAGGGCACAGUUUCGAGGUGGAUGUGUGGUCCAUUGGGUGUAUCAUGUAUACCUUGUUAGUGGGCAAACCACCUUUUGAGACUUCUUGCCUAAAAGAGACCUACCUCCGGAUCAAGAAGAAUGAAUACAGUAUUCCCAAGCACAUCAACCCCGUGGCCGCCUCCCUCAUCCAGAAGAUGCUUCAGACAGAUCCCACUGCCCGCCCAACCAUUAACGAGCUGCUUAACGACGAGUUCUUUACUUCUGGCUAUAUCCCUGCCCGUCUCCCCAUCACCUGCCUGACCAUUCCACCGAGGUUUUCGAUUGCUCCCAGCAGCCUGGACCCCAGCACCCGGAAGCCCCUCACAGUCCUCAAUAAAGGCUUGGAGAACCCCCUGCCUGAGCGUCCCCGGGAAAAAGAAGAACCAGUGGUUCGAGAGACAGGUGAGGUGGUCGACUGCCACCUCACUGACAUGCUGCAGCAGCUGCACAGUGUCAAUGCCUCCAAGCCCUCGGAGCGUGGGCUGGUCAGGCAAGAGGAGGCUGAGGAUCCUGCCUGCAUCCCCAUCUUCUGGGUCAGCAAGUGGGUGGACUAUUCGGACAAGUACGGCCUUGGGUAUCAGCUCUGUGAUAACAGCGUGGGGGUGCUCUUCAAUGACUCAACACGCCUCAUCCUCUACAAUGAUGGUGACAGCCUGCAGUACAUAGAGCGUGACGGCACUGAGUCCUACCUCACCGUGAGUUCCCAUCCCAACUCCUUGAUGAAGAAGAUCACCCUCCUUAAAUAUUUCCGCAAUUACAUGAGCGAGCACUUGCUGAAGGCAGGUGCCAACAUCACGCCGCGCGAAGGUGAUGAGCUCGCCCGGCUGCCCUACCUACGGACCUGGUUCCGCACCCGCAGCGCCAUCAUCCUGCACCUCAGCAACGGCAGCGUGCAGAUCAACUUCUUCCAGGAUCACACCAAGCUCAUCUUGUGCCCACUGAUGGCAGCCGUGACCUACAUCGACGAGAAGCGGGACUUCCGCACAUACCGCCUGAGUCUCCUGGAGGAGUACGGCUGCUGCAAGGAGCUGGCCAGCCGGCUCCGCUACGCCCGCACUAUGGUGGACAAGCUGCUGAGCUCACGCUCGGCCAGCAACCGUCUCAAGGCCUCCUAAUAGCUGCCCUCCCCUCCGGACUGGUGCCCUCCUCACUCCCACCUGCAUCUGGGGCCCAUACUGGUUGGCUCCCGCAGUGCCAUGUCUGCAGUGUGCCCCCCAGCCCCGGUGGCUGGGCAGAGCUGCAUCAUCCUUGCAGGUGGGGGUUGCUGUAUAAGUUAUUUUUGUACAUGUUCGGGUGUGGGUUCUACAGCCUUGUCCCCUCCCCCUCAACCCCACCAUAUGAAUUGUACAGAAUAUUUCUAUUGAAUUCGGAACUGUCCUUUCCUUGGCUUUAUGCACAUUAAACAGAUGUGAAUAUUC